Molecule: messenger RNA, 465 nt
Organism: Fusarium pseudograminearum CS3096
Lineage: Eukaryota; Fungi; Ascomycota; Sordariomycetes; Hypocreales; Nectriaceae
Exons: 4
Coding region: 1-465 (154 amino acids)
Source: RefSeq, a predicted model, not a curated record
AUGAAGUUCAGCAUCCUUGCCACCUUCACUGCUCUUGUCAGUAGCGCUACUGCUGCCAACCAGGCUGUUGUCAUCAACAACUGUCCUACCACGAUCUAUGUUCAAUCUUUCCCUUACAAUGGAGCUGCUCCUGGAGCUCUGACCGCCCUCAAGCCAGGACAGAAGUUCGCUGAAAACAUGCGCUCAACUGGCUCGACUGUCAAGAUUGCCACCAGCAGAACUCUUACCAAGCCUCUCUUCUUCGGAUACUCUUCCACCUCCAAGCCCAACUAUGUCUACUACGAGUUUAGCACUGAAUGGGGAAACCCCUUUGCCAACAAGCACAACAUCCUCAGCCCUGGCACGGGUUGCAAGCAGUUUGAUUGCCGCGCCGGACAGGCUGACUGCUACAGCCGCCCGAGCAUGAAGAAAGUAUUUGGAUGUCCUAGUCCUACUACCGUCACUGCUACGAUCUGCGCAAAGUAG